Molecule: messenger RNA, 804 nt
Organism: Didymella exigua CBS 183.55
Lineage: Eukaryota; Fungi; Ascomycota; Dothideomycetes; Pleosporales; Didymellaceae
Exons: 3
Coding region: 1-804 (267 amino acids)
Source: RefSeq, a predicted model, not a curated record
AUGAACACUGGCAGCGGUGCUGGUAAGACGGCUACGUCUUGGGCCUCCACGUCUACCUACGUCUACCCUGUCGUCAUUCAGAGCGCGGCUCAUACUGGCAAAGCAUACUUGGUCUUCCUCUCCAGUCAGACGUACGGAUUUUCGGCCGCCGCCUCUCAUAAAUUUCACCUGUGCUUGACACGUCCCGAGACUACGCAGCGUCAUACUACCUCUACAAAGUACUCGUACACAGGCUCAGCUGCAAUUGGAUGCACUGUCGAAGUAUAUGCUAACGAUUUCUCAAUCACCAGCCAGACUAUCACAUCGCUCGGCGGCGCAGUCAAGUACACGCGUACACCCUCAGCAAUCAAGUCUUCUAUCGUUGCUCACUGCAACGUCACAUUCUCCUACACCCACAAUGGCCGAUGUGAUAUCGUCAACGUCGCAUACUUCGCCCCCGGCCCAUCGUCGUUCAAGAACCGCUUCCUAGCCACCAGCGUUGGAGGCCUGGCGAUCAACCCCAAAGCCACUUCAGUCGCUGGAGACGUCAGCAUUGGAGCUGUAAGCGGCCUCACAGACGGAGGGUUCGGUGACUUCAACACGCAGGCAGACGUGCACUUCUUGGUCGCCAACGGGACCGCCAAGUGGGAAAACGCAUACACGUUCGGCUACCGAGCCAUCCACGAGAUGACCGUGCUCGUCAAAGCCUUCACCAGGAACCUCAUGGUCAUGCAGGAGAGCACCAAGCUGCACGCCUACUACCAAGGGUGCUCCGAGAGCGGCCGCGUCCUUGCGGUCUGCAGUCACCCGCCGUUCGGCUGGUAG